This is a messenger RNA of Aspergillus nidulans FGSC A4, 6747 nucleotides long. RefSeq names its product ATP-dependent RNA helicase BRR2. The coding region runs from base 1 to 6627 and encodes 2208 amino acids. Gene Ontology annotation, cellular component: U5 snRNP; nucleus. The record is from RefSeq and is a predicted model, not a curated record. NCBI's taxonomy places the organism in Eukaryota, Fungi, Ascomycota, Eurotiomycetes, Eurotiales, Aspergillaceae. The transcript is spliced from 2 exons. Gene Ontology annotation, biological process: spliceosomal conformational changes to generate catalytic conformation. Gene Ontology annotation, molecular function: RNA helicase activity; ATP binding; hydrolase activity.
AUGGCAGACCAAAACAUUUCACAGUACAAAUACUCGGCGAUGUCCAACCUGGUUCUCCAGGCGGACCGUCGUUUCAUAUCCCGCGUCAACGAUGAGGCCACCGGAGACCCAGAAUCACUCGCAGGUCGUAUAAGCAUUCGGGAAAUGGGCUCGAGGAUAGCGCGCGAUGACGCACCGAAGUCCAAGAAGAAAGCUGUUGGUCCGGUUGACAUUGAGCGGGGUGCCAUUCGAGAGGGCGAGGAUGUCCUUGCGCGUGAGCAGAAGAAACGACAGAAGGGUCAACCUGCCCAACUACGCGGCCAAGGAAUACUAUCCGCGGCCGAUGCUUUGAUUGAAGGCCUCAAAUAUCGCCCUCGUACACCGGCCACGCGGGCUACGUACGACCUAAUCCUCACAUUGACCGCAAGCCGGCUCGGCGAUGUUUCACACGAAGUUGUUCGGAGUGCUGCCGAUGCGGUGUUGGAGGUCUUAAAAGAUGAGGAAAUGAAGGACUUUGAUAAAAAGAGGGAAAUUGACGAUUUACUUGGCACGUCGUUAGACCCCAAGGAGUUUAAUGAGCUUGUCAAUUUAGGCAAAAAGAUUACAGACUACGAUGCGCAAGAUGAGGACGAGGAAAUGGGUGACGGCGUUACUGGAGAAGAUGAGGCCGAACUCGAUGAACGACAAGGUGUCGCCGUGGUCUUCGACGAAGACGAGGAUGAAGACCGCAUGGGUACUAUGGACGAGAUACAUGACGAAGACGAGUCGGAUGAUGAAGAUGAAGAACAGCAAGAAUCUGACAGCGGCGAGGGCGCGGCAAAAGAAGCUCCGGAGGAUCUGCCCACGGAAGAAAUGGUCAUCGAUGGCGGAGCAUCUGCAGACGGAGAGCAACAAAAGAAAGGUCUCAUAGUCAGUGCUCGCGACAUUGAUGCAUACUGGUUACAGCGCCAAAUCGGUGCCGCCUACUCGGAUGCGCAUAUCCAGCAAGAAAAAGCCACCCAAGCCCUCGAGAUCAUGGAGGGCAAGACAGAGGAUGGUUCGCCGAGGUCUUUGCGCGAUGUAGAAAAUGACCUUAUGGAGCUUUUUGAUUACGACUUCCCGGACCUUGUUGCCAAGCUCGUCACGAACAGGGACAAGGUUGUCUGGACCACUCGCUGGCGGCGUGUGGCCGAAGACGCCGACGCUCGUAAUCUAGUGGAGAGCGAGAUGGUCGAAGCCGGACAUCGCGGUAUACUGGACGAGAUCCGCGGCAAGACAGUCUCUCGUGACAAUGAUUCGGGUCGACCCGAGAAGAGGAUCAAGAUGGAUCUUAUGGACGUCGACCUGCCCAAGGCCCCUGCUGCUGCCGAGGAAAAGAAGACCGCGGACGGUGGAUUGGUCAGAGGGCUCCAGCCCAAACGCUUAAUCAACCUGGAAAACCUUGUAUUUCAUCAGGGUAACCAUUUGAUGACAAACCCCAACGUCAAAUUGCCUCAGGGUUCAACGAAACGGACAUUCAAGGGGUACGAGGAAAUUCAUGUACCGCAGCCAAAGUCUAAGCAGGAGCCAGGAGAGAGGAAAGUCGCAAUCUCCGAACUCCCUGAAUGGGCGCGUAUCGGAUUUGGGGAUGCAAAGGAGCUCAACCGGAUCCAGACCAAGUGUUACCCCUCAGCUUUCCAGGAUGAUGGCAACAUGCUUGUCUGCGCUCCUACGGGCUCAGGAAAAACCAAUGUGGCCAUGUUGAGCAUACUCCGUGAGGUUGGAAAGAACCGUAACUCCCAAACCGGAGAGAUAAUGCUUGACGACUUUAAAAUAGUCUACAUCUCCCCCUUGAAGGCUCUUGUCCAAGAACAAGUUGAGAAUUUCGGCAGGCGUCUCGCUCCUUACGGCAUCAAGGUUGCAGAAUUGACCGGUGACCGUCAACUUACGAAGCAGCAAAUCGCCGAGACUCAGGUCAUUGUCACAACCCCUGAAAAGUUUGACGUUAUAACGCGAAAGGCGUCAGAGACGAGCUAUACCAAGCUCGUUCGUCUAAUCAUCAUUGAUGAGAUCCAUCUUCUUCACGAUGAGCGUGGACCUGUCAUUGAAAGUAUUGUCAGCAGGACCAUCCGUCAAGUCGAACAAACCGGCGAUGCCGUCCGAAUUGUCGGUCUCAGUGCAACACUCCCUAAUUACCGCGAUGUCGCAAGCUUCCUUCGUGUUGAUCCCGCCAAGGGUUUGUUCCACUUUGACGGGUCUUACCGACCAUGCCCUCUAAAACAAGAAUUCAUUGGUGUCACGGACAAGAAGCCCAUCAAGCAACUGAAAAUUAUGAACGACAUUUGCUACAAUAAGGUAAUUGAGCACGUGGGGCAAAAUCGGAACCAGAUGCUCAUCUUCGUUCAUUCUCGGAAAGAGACAGCAAAGACCGCUAAAUAUCUCCGAGACAAGGCUCUUGAGAUGGAGACAAUAGGUCAGAUUCUGAAGAGUGACUCUGCAAGCAGAGCUAUUCUUGCCGAAGAGGCUGAAUCCGUCAAUGACGCCGCCCUUAAGGAUAUCCUGCCUUACGGCUUCGGUAUUCACCACGCUGGUCUAAGUCUUGCGGAUCGUGACUCGGUCCAGGCGCUCUUCAAAGAUGGCAGUAUCCAGGUUCUUGUUUGUACAGCGACCCUGGCGUGGGGUGUGAACCUGCCCGCGCAUACUGUUAUCAUCAAAGGAACACAGGUCUACUCUCCCGAGAAAGGUAGCUGGGUCGAGUUGAGUCCUCAAGAUGUCCUCCAGAUGCUGGGACGAGCCGGACGACCUCAGUAUGAUACGUAUGGUGAAGGUAUUAUCAUUACCACUCAAGCUGAAAUCCAAUAUUACCUCUCACUCAUGAAUCAACAAUUGCCCAUUGAGAGCCAGCUUGUGAGCAAACUUGCAGACAACAUGAACGCAGAGAUUGUGCUCGGAAACAUCCGAACACGAGACGAGGGAGUCGACUGGCUUGGCUAUACGUAUCUGUUUGUGCGCAUGCUGCGCUCUCCUGGUCUAUACAGCGUCGGUGCUGACUACGAAAACGAUGACGCUCUUGAGCAGAAGCGUGUUGAUCUUGUGCACUCUGCGGCGGUGCUCCUGGAAAAGGCUGGAUUGGUUAAGUAUGACAAAAAGACUGGACGGUUACAGUCUACAGAGCUGGGGCGGAUCGCGUCACACUAUUAUAUCGGCCACAACUCCAUGUUGACAUACAACCAGCAUCUCCAACCAUCCAUCGGAAACAUUGAGCUAUUUCGAAUCUUCGCUCUUAGCGAUGAGUUCAAGUACAUUCCGGUCCGUCAAGAUGAGAAACUCGAACUGGCGAAGAUGCUUGGCCGUGUGCCUGUUCCAGUUAAAGAGGGUAUCGACGAGCCUCACGCCAAGAUCAACGUUUUGCUGCAGGCGUACAUCUCCCGACUUAAGCUGGAGGGUCUUGCCCUGAUGGCGGACUUGGUCUAUGUGACCCAAUCAGCUGGCCGUAUCCUCCGUGCCCUGUUUGAAAUAUGCUUACGGCGCGGUUGGGCGUCGGUAGCUAAAAAUGCCCUUGAUCUUUGCAAGAUGGCUGAAAGGCGUAUGUGGCCUACCAUGAGCCCCUUGCGCCAGUUCCCGCGAUGCCCUAGGGAUAUCCUCCAAAAGUCCGAGCGAAUCGACGUGCCUUGGGGCAGCUAUUUUGAUCUGGACCCUCCGCGCAUGGGUGAACUUUUGGGCAUGCCCCGAGCGGGCAAAACUGUCUGUGACCUAGUUUCCAAAUUUCCUCGCUUGGAGGUCCAGGCCCAGGUUCAACCCAUCACUCGCUCCAUGCUAAGGGUUGAAUUGACGAUCACUCCCAACUUUGUCUGGGACGAAGAACUGCAUGGUACGGCCCAGGACUUCUGGAUCAUGGUUGAGGAUUGCGACGGCGAAGAGAUCUUGUUCCAUGAUCAAUUCGUUCUGCGCAAGGACUACGCCGAGUCGGAGAUGAACGAGCAUCUUGUCGAGUUCACUGUUCCCAUCACGGAGCCCAUGCCCCCCAACUAUUUCAUCUCCCUUGUAUCUGACCGCUGGAUGCAUUCGGAAACUCGCAUCGCCGUGUCUUUCCAGAAACUAAUCCUUCCGGAGAGAUUCCCUCCCCAUACUCCUUUGCUCGAUAUGCAACGGGCCCCUGUGAAGGCUCUCAAGCGUGAUGAGUACCAGCGGUUAUACCCUGAUUGGGAAUACUUUAACAAGAUUCAAACGCAAACGUUCAAGACUCUCUUCGAAAGCGACGACAAUGUUUUUAUCGGCGCUCCCACGGGCAGUGGUAAGACGGUCUGCGCGGAAUUGGCGAUUUUGCGUCAUUGGGCCAAGGAAGACAGUGGCCGCGCAGUCUACGUUGCUCCAUUCCAGGAGCUUAUUGACAGCCGCCUUGAGGACUGGAAAAAGCGGCUGAGCGGCUUGGCUGGUGGUAAGAGUAUUGCCAAGCUGACUGGGGAGAUGACAGCCGAUCUCAAGAUCCUCGCCGGUUCAGAUCUUGUUCUUGCUACGCCCACCCAAUGGGAUGUGCUUUCCAGACAAUGGCAGAAGCGCAAGAAUGUGCGCGCUGUGGAGCUGUUUGUUGCUGAUGAGCUGCACAUGCUCGGUGGUUACGGUGGGUAUGUCUACGAAGUUGUGGUCUCGCGCAUGCAUUCCAUUGCGCUCCAGACCGAGAGCGGCAUGCGGAUCGUCGGUCUAAGCGUUCCUCUCUCCAAUGCUCGGGAUAUCGGAGAGUGGAUUGGCGCUAGCAAGCACACUAUCUACAACUUUAGUCCCCAUGCCCGGCCAGUACCCUUGGAACUCCACAUCCAGUCUUUCAGCAUACCGCAUUUCCCUUCAUUGAUGUUGGCAAUGGCAAGACCAGCAUAUCUCUCGAUCCUGCAGCUGUCUGCAGAUAAACCCGCUCUCAUCUUUGUGCCUAACCGGAAGCAAACCCGCGCUACUGCCAUUGAUCUUUUGACAGCAUGUUCUAUUGACGACGACGAAGACCGGUUCCUUCAUGCCGACAUCGAGGAGCUGCAACCGUUACUUGGCCGCGUCCAUGAGCGUACCCUGGCGGAGUCGCUCUCACAUGGUAUUGGGUACUACCAUGAGGCUUUGAGUCAGACUGACAAGCGCAUUGUUUCCCAUCUCUACAACAUCGGUGCAAUCCAAGUUGUCAUCGCCUCACGAGAUGUCUGCUGGGAACUCAACCUCACCGGACACCUUGUGGUUGUCAUGGGCACUCAGUUCUUCGAGGGCCGUGAGCAUCGCUAUAUCGACUACCCAAUAAGCGAGAUUCUCCAAAUGUUCGGCAAGGCUUCUCGCCCCGGUCAGGACAAAGUUGGCCGAGGUGUUCUUAUGGUCCCGACGGUCAAACGCGAGUACUAUAAGAAGUUCCUCAACGAGGCGUUGCCGGUGGAGAGUCACUUACAGCUCUACAUGCACGAUGCCUUCGUUACCGAGAUCAGCCAGGGGACAAUUGCCUCCACUCAAGAUUCCGUUGACUGGUUGACGUACACUUACUUUUACCGCCGCCUUCUAGCCAACCCCAGCUUCUAUGGUCUCACGGAUAUAAGCCACGAGGGUCUGAGUACAUUCCUUUCUGAGUUGGUAGAGAACACCUUGAAGGAGCUGUCUGAGGCCAAGAUCAUUGAUCUGGAUGAAGAGGAUGACAGUGUUUCACCUCUGAACGCUGCAUCGAUCGGCGCGUACUACAACAUUUCAUACAUCACCAUGCAGACCUUCCUCCUUUCUCUGUCUGCCCGAACGAAACUCAAGGGCAUUUUGGAGAUUGUCACAGCGGCGACCGAAUUUGAGUCUGUCCAGAUGCGCCGCCACGAAGAACACAUCCUUCGCCGAGUGUAUGACCGCGUCCCUGUCAAAACGUCACAGGUCGCCUUCGACUCACCGCACUUCAAAUCCUUUGUGCUGCUUCAAGCUCACUUUUCGCGCAUGCAGCUGCCUAUUGAUCUGGCGAAAGACCAAGAAGUUAUUGUUAGCAAGGCCCUUAACCUUCUCAGUGCUUGUGUGGACAUCCUCGCCUCGGAAGGCCACAUGAACGCCAUGAAUGCCAUGGAAAUGUCGCAGAUGGUGGUUCAGGCUAUGUGGGAUCGUGAUAGCCCUCUCAAGCAAAUUCCUCAUUUUGGCCCUGAAGCCAUCAAGGUUGCCAAUGAGUAUAAUAUCAACGAUAUCUUCGAGUUCAUGGAUGCGAUGGACCCGUCCGAGAACAAAGAUUACAAUACCCUAGUUAAGCGUCUCAACCUCGACAACAAACAAUUGGCGCAGGCAGCUGCGUUCACCAACAACAAGUACCCUAUCCUAGAACUCGACUUUGAGGUCGAGGACCCGGAAAACAUUACUGCCGGUGAACCUGCGUACCUCAAAAUCAAGGUUGAGCGGGAGGUGGAUGAGGAUGAAGAGUUUGACACGACAGUGCACGCGCCUUUCUACCCCGGCCAAAAGAUGGAGAACUGGUGGUUGGUUGUUGGCGACGAGAAGACGAGGAAUCUACUUGCGAUUAAGCGUGUCACUAUCGGUCGCAAACUGGAGCUGCGCCUGGACUACACCGUGCCUACGCCUGGUGAACAUGAGCUGACGCUAUACUUAAUGUGUGACAGCUAUGUUGGCGUGGACCAGGCUCCCACAUUUACGGUCAGGGCUGCUGAAGGUAUGGAGGAGGAUGAGAGUGAGGAAGAGGAGUGAUGAGGAACAAGCUUUUUUUUGUUUGGGGAUUUACUGCAUCAGAUUAUUGUAAUUAUACGGAUGACUAGACCUGCGAUAUACAGGACAAACAUGGCCUUGUGUUAUCUGUCGUGGAAUGCU